AUGGAGGGGACCCAGAAAAGCUUCCACUUUGCCUGGAAGUUCACUUUGCCCUUUGACUUUGUGUCUGCUGCAGAUGGCACCAACGUAGUGAAGCUCCUCAGUGAUGCUAUCCAGCUGGCAGUUGCUUCCAACCAGAAUUCAGGAGAUUUCAUGGACGAGGUCGUGGGAGAACUGGAGCCCGCAGACGGGAACCCCCGGGUGCCCAGGGGCGAUGGCACCCAGAAGCGGAUCUCGGUGGAGCACACGUACCAGAAGAAGACGCAGCUGGAGCACAUCCUGCUCCAUCCCGACACCUACAUCGGCUCCGUGGAGCUGGUGCCCCAGCAGGUGUGGGUUUUUGAUGAGGACGUGGGCCUGAACUGCCGAGCUGUGACCUUUGUGCCUGGCUUAUACAAAAUCUUUGAUGAGAUUCUAGUCAGUGCUGCAGACAACAAGCAGAGGGAUAAAAGCAUGUCAUGCAUUACAGUUACAAUUGAUGUGGAGAAUAACACAAUCAGUGUAUGGAACGAUGGGAAAGGUAUUCCAGUUGUUGAACACAAAGUGGAGAAAGUCUGUGUGCCCGCUCUGAUCUUUGGACAGCUGCUAACAUCCAGCAACUACGAUGACAAUCAGGUGGUUUGGAACAAAGCCAAACUGUGCAACAUAUUUAGCACAAAAUCUACUGUGGAAACUGCAUGUCGCGAAUACAAAAAAUUAUUCAAGCAGACGUGGACAGACAACAUGGGCAAGGCUGGUGAAAUGCAGCUGAAGUAUUUUGAUGGAGAAGAUGACCCGUGUGUCACUUUCCAACCUGAUCUGUCAAAACUCAGAAUGACCAUUCUUGAUAAAGCCAUUGUAGCACUAAUGUCUCGAAGAGCAUAUGAUAUUGCUGGAUGCACAAAGGAUGUCCAAGUUUUCCUAAAUGGACAGAGGCUGCCUGUGAAAGGAUUCCGCAGUUAUGUGGACCUCUAUCUGAAGGACAAAGUAGAUGAAACUGGGAAUGCACUUUAGGUUCUUCAUGAAGAAGUAAAUUCUCGGUGGGAAGUCUGUUUGACUUUAAGUGAAAAAGGCUUCCAGCAAGUUAGCUUUGUCAACAGCAUUACCACUACAAAGUCAGAACACUGUAAGCACAUCACCCUGUGGCACGUGGUGAUCGGGGCCACCCGGUUGACUCAGCUGGGCCCUGAGGCCCAAGGGCGCCAUAUUAAGCGGCUCCUGGUUCACGAACACUAUACUGGAGGAUCAGCUGAUGUGCCGCAGGAGGCCAAGGUCUGCCUCAUGGAUGUCAGCCUCUGCAAGAGCAGCUGGUGGUCCAGAGGGACCAUCCACGCCCACAGGCUGUGUGCCGGCUGUGCGCAGGGUGGCAUCGACCCCUGCCAG
Molecule: messenger RNA, 1359 nt
Organism: Pelecanus crispus (Dalmatian pelican)
Lineage: Eukaryota; Metazoa; Chordata; Aves; Pelecaniformes; Pelecanidae
Source: RefSeq, a predicted model, not a curated record